Aspergillus mulundensis is the source of this 2415-nucleotide messenger RNA. RefSeq names its product putative R3H domain protein. Lineage: Eukaryota; Fungi; Ascomycota; Eurotiomycetes; Eurotiales; Aspergillaceae. Gene Ontology annotation, molecular function: nucleic acid binding. The transcript is spliced from 4 exons. Bases 1 to 2415 code for a protein of 804 amino acids. The record is from RefSeq and is a predicted model, not a curated record. Gene Ontology annotation, biological process: galactose metabolic process.
AUGACUUCGAAAACGUCUCCAGGAGACGGGCACCGUCUGUCAUUCGCAAAGAUUGCUGCUUUGCCCCCACCGUUGAAAUCGGAAGCACCGCCUGCGUCCGAUGAAAAGGACGAAUCUCGGCCUCUAGAGGAGCCAUCAUUCUCGGAACCGCAGAACCCAGUCAGUGCUUCAUUCAGCCAUGAAAGCCCAACUUCCAUCACCACCCAGGCCAUUGCUCUCGACCAAGACAUGGACAGUGUGUCCAAAGCCGUUCAAGCCGUCAACCUAAUAGAGGGAAACACCCACGAAAGCCCCGGAUUCUCUGAAGAAACCCACGGAAACGGGUCUCUGAGGCGCGAGGAUUCAUUUGAAGAUGACCGUACUCACCUUUCUAACUCCUCGACAAAGCCAACAAGUUUUGAUUCUAAAAGCAUGGCGUCGGUCACUACGUUUGCAAUGGACGAAAAGGAUUCUCUACGCCCUGAUGACAGCGCCAGCGUGCAAGCUAUAGACGAGGAAGAGUCACUUUCUGGUCAUGCGUCUGGUGCACCAAAUUCGCUGACUGGAUCGGAUUCUGGGGCCCGGUUCCGCGAUGUCCAAAGAAACCGUGGACCCCUUCACAACCCUAUCUCUAUCUUCAGUGAUGUCCCACCGCGGGCAAACGGUGCCAUUACUGCUGAUUCUGGUGAUAACAGCUUUGUUGUUUCCAACCCUGAUCCUUACUCGGGUCGACCUAUACACGGGUUCCCUUCAGAACCGGACGAGAAGCUUCUUGAAGCUAUGAAGUCUCCCAAAGACCGCCUUCUGAUACUUCAAUUAGAAGAAAAGGUCAGGAGUUUUAUCCAGGACUCCAGGGAGCAAUCUCUGGAACUACCGCCUUCAAACGCAUUUGGUCGACUUCUUGCUCAUAAGCUGGGUGAUUAUUAUCAUCUUACCCAUUUUGUGGACAAUAACGUCACAUCUGUUCGGCUUCAUCGAACUCCGUUUUGUCGGCUGCCUACCCCCUUGUCCCUGAUACAUGCUGCUACAAAUUCUGGUCCCCCUCCGACAGCGCCUGCCAUGAAAAUCAUGCGCCGCACAGAUGGGGAACGCCCGUCCACGGAGGGCAGUAUAGCCGCAAGCUCCUCUCCUUCGAAGCCCACAUCUGAGGCUGGUGAUAGUGGUAAUGAUGCAGAACAUGGAGGAUCAUCCGCGGGAGCUACCCCUGCUAAGGAUAGAAUGUCUCUCUCUAGAGAGGAACGUGAAGCCAAGUACCAGGAAGUCCGGGAGCGGAUAUUCCGGGACUUUUCAGAGUCGAAGACCCCGGAAAUGAACGGUGAAGCUAAUAUAAACAUGUCCAGGUCAAGCUCCACUAGCGGACGGAAAAAGACGCAUAGGCAAAAAACACCUCAUGAUGACAGCUUCGAGGCCAGAUCUCAGUUCAACGCGUAUUAUCCUGGAAUGCAGUAUACCAACGGCUCUAUGCCUUACAAUAUGGGCAUGCAGGACCCUUCGUUCCAAAGCCAGCCCUACAUGGUAGGGCCUGGCGUGGUACCAACCAACGUGGGGGGCUACAUGCCUAGCCAGAACGGCAUGAUGUAUCCUGGGCAGGUCAAUAUAAACACUGGAUCACCCUAUACGAUGCCCUUAUCCCCUCAAAUGGGCACAAGCAGCACCUGGCAGAGUGGACCGUCCGCCCAGCAAUUGCCUUACACCGGGUAUCCAAUCAACCGGUCCCCGGCGAUGCCCUCAGCAAAGCCCGUUGCACCACUAAGCAACUAUCCUCUUUCCAGCAAUGUACAGUUUCAGGGUACUCCGGCGGGCUGGUCCUCUCCCCCAUACCAGGGGGCGUAUCCACAAGCUACUCAACGGAACCAACCUCAGGCCCCAGUUCCCUGGCCAACCUAUCAAACGCAGCCGCUGACAACGGCGGCGUAUCCUUACACCCAAUACCCAGGCCAGCCACUGAAUACUGGUUUGUCUAAUCACUCGGGCUCGCACCCUCUCCCGGGUAGCUUCAACAGAUCUCAUUUUAAUCCUCAAACUCGCUCUUUUGUACCUGGUGGCACUGCUGGCCCGGUGCGACAUUCAAACAAGAACAGCCCGUCAAGUGUGGGCUCCUAUCCGAACAUACAGUCAAGCGCCCAACCCCAGUGGACCGGCUACCCAGACAUCAACAGCAAGAACCCGGAACAAAUCGGUGCCAACCUCAAUCGGGGACAGUUACCGGGAGGCAAAGACUCGAUCGCAAAAUGGGGGACGCCCUCCCAUUUACCUCCAAAGCCACCUCCAUCCGAAGUCCAGUCUGAUUAUGAGAUAAAGCACCGGAAUGUCAACUCCGCGAAUCACUCAUAUCCUAGCAACGCAAUACAACAUCCCCAGAACGGUCCGUUGGUUGUUUCAGGAGGCACUGGCGUGUCACGCCCGAGUCAACAACGAGCUGCCCUGGAGCCAUAA